This is a messenger RNA of Menidia menidia (Atlantic silverside), 8403 nucleotides long. Lineage: Eukaryota; Metazoa; Chordata; Actinopteri; Atheriniformes; Atherinopsidae. The record is from the annotation of a GenBank genome assembly.
AUGAGCGAUGGUGCAUCGGGGAGCAGCAGUGAAUCAGAGAGCAGCUCGGAGUCUGACACCGACGAAUCCGAGAGCAGCUCCAGUGACAGCGAGUAUAAUCAGGCAUCCCGCACAAACACCCCCGAGCCCGAGCCACCCUCGAGUAACAAGUGGCAGCUGGACAGCUGGUUGAAUAAAGUCCAAACCCAGUCCAAACCCCUGGUUCCACCACAGCAAGAGCAUCAUGGUGCAGGCUCCGUCAGCCAAGAUCCUCAGACGUUCUCUCCGAGGAGCGAGGCACCGGGAGCGGGCACAGCUGCGAAGACCAAGCCUUGUGGAUCCAGCAGCACAUCUGCUCCAGCUGUGCCCGUGGUGGAGCACAAGGAUACAAGGGCAACCUUCUGCACCAGCAGAGAGAAGGCCAAAGCCAAGAUCAACCAGAAGGCCUCGGGGGAAGGCCAGAGGUCGAAGGUGAGACUGUCGCCGGGCUUGCUGUCGGGGCAGGAAGUGGCAACCCCGAGGAGGAACACCACCGGGAAAAAACAGCCGCGGCGGACGGAGAGGUCCAACAGCGUGGAGGAUGGACAAAAUCAGACCUGGAGCAGGGCAAAUCAGCACAGCCCCACAGCCAGAGAGAAGGACCUGUUGCCUCCCCCUUCCCUGGAGCACCAGAACCCCCCGAAGCCGCGAAGUAAACCUCCCAGUGGGAAAACGGCUCCGAGGAAAGAGCCUCGCAGUGCUGCCAACGCGUUGCAGCAACCCCCUGCGCCAGUGCCUGCUGCUGCUGCCAGCCAGGAUAAGAGGAAACACAGAGGCCCGAGCACCAGGAUCACGCCAAAGUCCAGGGAAUUCAUCGAAACCGACUCCUCCUCCUCCUCGUCCGAAUGCCAGUCCGACGCGGAGGACGCCAUCAAAAUCCCCGCCCUGCCGCCCCAGCCCGUGCGCUCGGCGCUAAACGCCCAAACCCUGUCCAACACGCACGCGCACACGCCUCUCCCCCCCUGCCUCGGCCCCGCUGGUGGCGUGGGGAGCGCCGAGACGUUCGGGGGGGCGGGUAUCCGGGUCAAAGACGGUAGCGGCGUGAGCGCCAACGGUAGCAGCGGUAAUAACGGUAGCGGCAUUGGCGGUAGUAACGCCAACAGCAGUAGCUGUAGCUCCCUGAGCAUUAGCAACAUAAGCGGCUCCUUUGGGAAUUCCGUUCCUGACCCGGGAGGGAUGGGAGGCCAGGGCAAGGACCCGGAGGCCAUGUCGCCGACUUCAAACGAGGGCCACGACGCGCCCCUCUCCCCUCUGAGGGACUACCACGAGAUUCAGAACCUGUGGGUGAAAAUCGACCUGACCCUGCUCAGCCGGGUGCCCGGGCAGGGAGUCGGGGACAGGUCCCGGGCGGGAAGUGCGGAAACGGACGGGAGCGACGGGAGAGAAAGAGGCGUGGGGGAAAGGGAGAAGCAGAAGCCGGCGAAAGGGGAGAGGCCGCAAGAAGAACAGGACAGGCCGGACAGGGAGAGGCAAGGGGACAGAGAGCGAAUAGCGGAGAGGGACAGGCAGGCGGAGAGAGAAGACAGGGAGAGAUUUAGUUUUGGAGAGAGGGAGAGGCCGACAACAAGGGACAGAGACAAGGUUUGCCAAGGCCUCGGGGCCCUGGACAACCCACCUGUGCAGGAGCAAAGUCAUCCCAGGCUGACCGGUAGGGCAGAGAGAGGGGAGAAUGGGGGAAAACACCGGAGGCAAGCAGCUGCCAACAUGGCCACCCCGACAGAAAAACACACCAGCAAGAGCAAGAGGAAACACAAGUCGGACCACGGAGAGCCAUCGGUCAAGUGCAAUAAGAAGCUGCGUCUGGACAAAGACCGUCUGCUUCUCCCACCCUGCAUCUCCCCGGUACACAACCACAAGGGCAGCUCCACAGACCCUCUCAACAGGAAGCAGGCUCGGCGGCGCGACGAGAAGCUGCUCCCCCCCUUGCUGUCGCCCCUCUCCGACGAGCCCCCCCGGAAACGAGCCUGUGACGGCGCCUCGUCUCUCGGCGAGGAGGGCGGGCCCGCCGGGGUGCCGCCCAGCUCCUCCACCUCCACCUCGUCUUCCUCUCACAGACACAGGAGGGGGGACGGAAAAGCCUCCUCCAGUGCCAGAAACGGCACCGAAAUGGAUUCCCAUGCUGAUAAACCUUGCGGAGACGGUUACCAUGCCAACGGCCACUCAGACUCCGAGGUGUGGUCGGAGCCUCUGAUGGACGCCGCCGAACCUCGCAGGCCGAGACUUUCAUUUAGCGACACAGUCCACAGCGCAGACUUCUACAUGCAGGAAGCAAAGAGACUGAAGCACAAGGCUGAUGCUUUGAUGGACAAGUUUGGCAAAGCUGUGAACUACGCAGACGGCGCCCUGUCCUUCAUAGAGUGUGGUAACGCCAUGGAGCGAGACCCGCUAGAGGCCAAGUCGCCAUAUACAAUGUACUCAGAGACUGUGGAGCUUAUCAGGUACGCGAUGAGGUUGAAGAACUUCGCCAGCCAUUCAGCCACCGUCUUCGAGAAGAGACUGGCUGUGCUGUGUAACCGCUGUCUGUCUCUGCUGUAUCUGAGGAUGUUCCAUCUGAAGAAAGACCACGCUGUCAAGUACUCACGGUCGCUCAUGGAGUACUUCAAGAAUUCAGCCAAGAGUUCCCACCAGGCACCUUCUCCAUGGAGGACCAAUGGAAAGGUCAACGGGACUCCAUCACCCCUCUCGCUUAGCCCCUCUCCAGCCAGCAACGGAGGAGGAGGCGGGGCGGGGUCAACGGGCAGCGUGGCCAUUCCCCAGAGGAUUCACCACAUGGCUGCCAGUCAUGUCAACAUCACCAACAACAUCCUGCGGAGCUACGAGCACUGGGAGACUGCUGACCGACUGGCCGCUGACAGCCAGGACUUCUUCCAGGAGCUGGACUCCGUCAUGGAGUCGAUGAGUCAGCAGAGCAGCAUGACCGAGCUGGUGCGCUACAUCAGACAGGGACUCCACUGGCUCCGCAUAGAUGCCCACCUGUUGUAAAGACUGGAAACGAAAUGGGGAAAAGCCAACAAAACAACGACAUAAAAAAAGAGGGAAAAAAAUGCCAUGGGAACUAGAACUGGGGUAACAAGUGAGGUGAGACGUAGAACGCCGGUUCACUGCCCACUCUGGCCCUUUGAAAGGGGUCACCGUUAAUGGACUGAACCCAUUAACCGGCCCGAAACGCACACGCGAUUCCCCCGAGUUUAGGAAUGUGUCUAAAUCGAGGAAUUAGGCCAAUUAGCAUGCGAAGCAUACAGAUGCUGAGUCACCGUAUCCGUCCCGGAAGCUCAAGCUCCCGAGGAGACGGUAAAAGUUGCACACAUGUCUGAGGCUGUGAGGGGUCGAAAAGAACAAGAGAGAUUAAUGUUUUUACACGUAGUUUGACAAUUUAAUCUAAGAAAUAAUUUUUGAUAAACCACAAGUAUGAGCCAUUUGUGGCCAGCAUUACAGGAAACAGCAUACGGAUUCAACACCAUUACAAUAACUAUAUUCGAAGUAAGAAAUUGCAUAGGCACUUUUACUUAUUUAUUUAUUUAUUUAUUUGACUUCAGAUGAGCUGAAAAUGUCGAUGUGUAUUAUACAUGAGAAAAAUGAAUUUUUCCAAGGGAAGGGGCAAAUUUCAUGGUGCAUAUUACAUGCAAUUACUGCUGGGAGCCCAUACAUUACAGUACACAUAUUUAGCACCAAGGAGAUGUUCAUUAAAUGUCAGUUGGGCACUUUGACAGAAACAAUUUGCAAUUUCAUGGGAGGAAUGUAAAACAGAGUCACAAUGAUGCUAAUUCUUAACAUAACAAAAUUCAAUUUGAAUUUUGUCAAACAGUGUUUAGUCCUCUUUAGUCCUGCUAACACUGUAACAUCUGGCUUCUGUGUAGAAUUGGAAAGCAUAUAAUUGGCAUCCAUUCCCACAUAAAAAAAACUGUAAUAAUGUGGGAAAUAUUGAAUAGGCUUGAAUUAGCAGCUGUACCCACAUUAAUUUAGUCAUUUUCUUACACUACUUUUGGCACAGUGGUAUUUGGUCAUGAGGUACUAAAACUUCUCACUGAAUAAAACCUGUUUUGUAGCAUUUUUUACAACAGUUUGAGGAAAAUACACCGUGCUGAGUUGUUAGAUUUGGGGCUCAUUAUUAAUGGCGCUGAAAAGGAUUAACCUUUUCAGCUCUAACUGUGUAUUUUCACAUUUAAAUAACUACUAAGACUUGUUCAAAGAGGGGUUAUUUAUUUUCAGGAGCCAGCUCUUCUUCUCCAGUCAUCGUGAUGUAAAGCUAGACCAAAAUCUUCCUCUUCGUCCAAUGGCGUUCACCUUAAAUAUUUCAGAGGAGCUCCAAAUGGGGGGGAUUCAGUGAUCAUAAGUGAAUUGGUUCAUUUGACCCCCUAUAACCAGCCAAAUAGUAUCUUCCUUUCUCAAAUGGCUACAGUCAGUCAGUCAAACAGGCUGCCAGUAGGUCCUGUAAGUGCAGAGGUCUGAAAAACGACAGCUUGGUUUGGUGGUCCCAAAUAUGAGGGCUUUUUUUUUCCCCAAUCAUUUUUUUUUGUUUUUUUGUUUUUUUUCCCUCUCUUGGUGGUUUUGAGCUUUUGUGAAAUUACACUCAGUUCUAGUUCCCAUAGUAACCCACCCACUGUGGUGUCAAAUAUUUACCGGGGACUAAAAGAUUCAGUAUGAUACGGCUCUAAUUAAGCCACCACCCAUGUGCGGCGCGGGGAAGUGCGCAGAGAAUUCUUGCGUCGGCUUCUCUGCCCUGAUGUCAAAGUGAAUCUGUGACUUUGUACAGCUCUUAAUGAGAUCAAAUCAACUGCCGGGUAUCUUGUAGUCAUUUCCCAACAUUCGUUGUGUAGUGUUGUUUGUGUGUAUACGUGUACAGACGAUUGUCAAGUGUAUCUAAAUCAUUACCUUAUCGAACAAUAAUGAUGUUUGUGUACCAUAAUGUACAGACUGUGGCUCCUGGAACCAGUGUUGUUUUUUUGUUUUUUGUUUUUUUUUGUGUGUGUGUGUGUCUUGUAAAUGAUUCUGUGUGAACGAAUGAGGGAGAAAAACUAGAAGAUUGGCUACCUUCGAAUGUCUGUGUGAGUCGUGUGUGUGUGUGUGUGUGUGUGUGUGUGUGUGUGUUUGUGUGUGACCAUGCACACAGCAGCAAACAUAAGGGGGCUUUUAACUCUUUGUGGUGCGUUCCCAACAGCGUUUCCCGUGUGUUGUCGCAUGUGCCACAGAGUCUCAAAAUCUGCUCGUCAUGGUUUCUGUAAUGACCAUUAGAUCGUUUUACCAUCGCUGAAUGUGUAUGGAAGACAAUGUGGAUGUGGAAAUUCAUUUUCACUUUAUCAAAAAAAAGAGAAAAAGAAAGAAAAAAAGAAAGACAGAAGGAAACUCAAGUGCCUCUAUUUGUGUCCACUUGGAAUUGCUCUAUUUAUUUAAAACAAAGAAUGGAUCUAAAUAAUUUUCCAUACCAUAUUGGUAUAAAUAUGAGAUUGUUUUUCGUAAAAUCAGAUGUUUCCAUAAGCUUUUUACUGGUGUUUAUGAUGACACCAGGGUUUGGCUUUAAGACAAAAACGUGAGAUUCAAGGGUUAGCGUUAGGGUUGAGUUAGCAUCUGUUACUAUCAUUUCUUUUCUUAAUGAUUUCAACAAGUCUGGGUUUGUCUGAAAUGCCUGAAACUUUCAAGUCAUUGCAUGCAAUAAACCGUAGCUUCAGACCAAGAACUUCUUGUAUCAAUUUCAAGAAAGUAAAAAGGAAACUGUGUGCUUCUUGUUGCAUAAGUCAUUAACAGUGUGAAUGAUCCAUGUCACCUGAAGAAAGCUGCUUUCAAUACACACCAAUACGUUUAACAGUCUAAAGGAAAGAACACAACAAAAUCCCUUGAUGGUGAAACCAUGAAGAGGAAGGAUAGAACCCUCAUGACUUCUAAUUAAAAAAAUAGCUGCAUCACUUAGCUUAGCUUAGCUUAGCAUACAGAAAUGCAAUGGGCAAACGGCAGGCCUUGAUUUAACCAAAUGUGAAUCCAGUGAAAUGUUAAACAUUCUGUGCCCAGCCUUGUCCAAAUUUUGGAAAAGUACAAAAAGGCACAUAGUACUUAUUUUUCAGUGAGACUGGACUGCUUGAAAUCGAUAGGCGAAUGCCUACCCCGUCCCAAUCCAAAACUUAGCUUAGCUAAUCAGCAUCAUUUGCUAACUAUUUGUGGUUCCAUAGAGAUGCAAGAUUUUUUUUUUUUCUUCUAAAGGAAAAACAAAGCAGCAGAUGCACAUCCAAAUUCCUAUCAUUUGAUACAAAACAUUUUUUUAUUUUUUUAUGGAGUGUCCCUUUAGCCAACAAAUCUCCAUAACCAUCUGCAAACAAAACCCCCAAACCAACUCUCUUUGACUUCAUUUGUUACGAACCUCUACCUGAUUCACAGUGUUGCUCAUUUCAUAUCAAUAAUAUUUGGUGUUUUUGUUUUUUUACAGUAAAACAGUGAUGUGGAUGUAUGACUUUUGUUUGUUUCAAUGGUCCCUCAUUUCGGGUAUAUGCAGCAAAAUAAUAUACAAUAAUUUGCAGUAAAAACUCAUAGCAUUGCAUUAGCAUUAGCAAACAUGCACCAAUUAAUUCCCAUUCAUGCAAAAGAUCAUUUAUAUGCAAUGUGAAUAUGUGAGUAUACAUUUUGGAAGCAGAUUUCUUUUAGCAUGCCUGGUUAUACUGCUAUAUCUUAUUAGAUAUCUCAUUGGUUACUAUUGCAUUGUUGCAGUUGUCAACAUGUUGUUGAAAGGCAGCAGUGACAGAAAUAUAUAUCACUGUGGUAGCUAAUAGCAAGCUAAACACGCUGAUUCAUUGCUUAAGAGCAAAUGGGAACAAGCCAAUAUACAUGGAUAGGCUCUCCAAGGGAUAUUUGUUUGAAGUAUAGAUAUAUUUUCAUUAAUUCGUGAGAUUGCCAAAACUGCCUCUAAAAGCAAACCACCAGUAUUGGUCCCUUCACAGUCCUUGUUUUUUUUUCUGCCAGUACAGACAAACUUCUAGAUAAUACCAAUUAAUAUAAUGUAUAACCUAUCAUCCUCUUAUCAUAAAGAGGUAAAUGAGAGUUUUGUCAAAUCUGUGCAAAUAGGAUACAGAGCAAUACAAAGUUUCAGGACUCAUAUUUUACAAAAACGUGCUAAUACACUUGUUUAAUAACUGUUUAAUAACAGCUUAAUAGAGUUAAAUCCACUGUUGUGCUCAGUAUGUUGCAACAGACUCCAAUUCAAACUAGAGAAGAGUUAGUCAUUGUCAUGUUUUGCAUUGUCAAGGCCUAAGAAAGUAGUUUUGAUGCACCAGCACACCACAGCAGCCAGCGAUGUUACAAGGUGCCAAGCACAAAGCCGACAUCAAAUCUUGGGGCGGCAGCCAUGACAGCAUGCCUACUCAGCCUGCUCUACGCUGUCUUUUAAGCAUUUCCACCAGGGGCCAGCCCCACUAAACAGUUGCAACCUUAGCACCUACUCAGUUGGGGUUCUAUCAGGGCUGAGUAGGGCUGCCGGGUGCUGAUUGGCCGGGAAAUCAGAUGAUUGGAUAGCGAGUACUAACUGAAGCCAUCCCUGUGGUUUAAAAAAAAAAACAGCAACAGCAAACGUCUGAUUUCAUUACUUCUAUUGUCAUAAACAUUGUAAAUGCCUAACACACGACGGUAAAUAGUUGCCGUCAUUGUUGUUGUGUCGGCCCGGCUUUUUGUUUGGCCGUAAUUUGGAAUGUAAUUACCAUUCGACCUAAACCGAAUGGAGCCGUUCCAGGUUGAACUGAGCAGGCCUGAGUAGGUACUAACGGAAAAGCGCCAUUAGUCGCCUCCAUGGUAAUGUGCAACAGAUUUUGAUCUGCACCAACAAAUUAAAAUACCAUAGCAGUAUCCAAUUGUUUAAUAACUGACUAAGUAUUGUAACAUUUCUAAAAAAGAGGCUUUCAAACUAGUAUUUUUGACCUGUAGCUUGUAGAAGAUUGUUACACUAAUAGCUUGUUCGCUAAUGUUAAUACUUUCUUCGAGGGGGAGGACUGAUAUUGGGAUAUUUUUACUGGUGUUUUAAUUUGGUUCUUGUUUACAUUUAGAACAUAAACCAGCUACAUGAUAGUUGUUUUGGUUUGUUUUUUAUUAACAAAGCAAAACAUGACUUUGACGUCCUGUCGUUAGCCAAUUGGUCAUUAAUCUGACACUGGGCCACUCCAAGUAAAACAAGGGGGUUAUUAGCCUUGCAUAACAGAGCUAAAAGGGUAGGACUAUCUUUAUGGAUAGCUCAAAUAAAAAAAAAAUAAAAAAACUUGAUCACAAAUUCACAGACAGGUUGUAUAAUAGAAUUUGUAUAUGUUACCAUCCCAAAGAAUAAAUCUGGUUGUGUUGUGGGUUAAAAUAAGUGGGUUGGGGAUGGCUGUUUAACCAUCUGCCUAGCUUUUCAAUGCCAGUAACAGAAACAGUCCC